AGUGCGUUUCCUGCUGGGUGGUCGCCAAGGAGAGUUUAAGUUCCUUCCCCCGCCGGGCUACGCUCCGUGUUUCGAGGCUGUGCUACCCAGGGAGAAGCUGAGAGUGGAACACAGCCAGGAGUACAAGGAGGACCACAGUGAGACCAGGGAUCUACUGGGUCCCACCAUCACCCUGUCCCAGGCUGCCUUCACCCCUACACCUGUUGACACCAGCCAGGUUGUUCUGCCUCCUCACCUGGAGAGGAUCAGGGAGAAGUUGGCAGAGAACAUCCAUGAGCUGUGGGUGAUGAACAAGAUUGACCUGGGCUGGACGUACGGAGCUGUACGGGACGAUAACAAGCGGCAGCAUCCUUGUCUGGUGGAGUUCUCCAAGCUGCCUGAGCAGGAGAGGAGCUACAACCUACAGAUGUCUCUGGAGACUCUCAAGACUCUCUUGGCUCUGGGUUGCCACGUGGGGCUGGCUGAUGAGCACGCUGUGGAGAAGGUGAAGAACCUCAAGCUCUCCGCCACUUAUGAGCUGUCUAGUGGCUACAAGCCUGCUCCUAUGGACCUGGGGCACAUCAAGCUGGCCUCUACCCAGGAGGCCAUGGUGGACAAGCUGGCGGAGAACGCUCACAAUGUGUGGGCCAGGGAUCGCAUACGCCAGGGCUGGACCUACGGCAUCCAGCAGGUGUGUCACCCAAAGGAUGUGAAGAAUCGUAGGAACCCCCGCUUGGUUCCGUACACUCUGCUGGACGAGAGGACCAAGAAGUCCAACAAGGACAGUCUGAGGGAGGCUGUCCGCACCCUGCUGGGGUACGGAUACAACCUGGAGGCUCCGGAUCAGGACCAUGCAGCCAGAGCAGACACCAGUAACAUGUCUGCUGAGCGGUUCCGUAUCUUCCGAGCUGAGAAGACGUACUGUGUGAACGCUGGGAAGUGGUACUUUGAGUUUGAGGUGCUGACGUCAGGCGAGAUGAGGGUCGGCUGGGCACGGCCCGGCUGUCUACCGGACCAGGAGCUGGGCUCUGACCAACACGCCUUCGUCUUCGACGGGUUCAAGGCCCAGCUGUGGCACCAGGGUAACGAGCACUUCGGCAGGUCCUGGGGUCCAGGUGACGUGGUGGGCUGUAUGGUCGAUCUGAACGAACACACGAUGAUGUUCACCCAUAACGGAGAGGUGCUCCUGGACCACUCAGGGUCGGAACUGGCCUUCAAGGACUUUGAGGUUUGGGAAGGUUUCAUCCCGGUGUGCAGCCUGGGUGUUUGCCAGGUUGGGAGGAUGAACUUUGGUAAGGACGUGAGCACGCUGAAGUACUUCACCAUCUGUGGUCUGCAGGAAGGCUACGAGCCCUUCGCCGUCAACAUGAACAGAGACCUCACCAUGUGGCUCAGCAAGAGACUGUCUCAGUUCAUCCCUGUACCUCCGCAGCAUGAACACAUUGAGGUCACGAGGAUGGACGGCACCGUGGAGACUUUCCCGUGUCUCAAGGUCACCCAGAGGUCGUUCGGCUCCCAGAACAGUAACCCAGACAUCACCUUCUAUCGCCUCAGCAUGCCUAUAGAGUGUAACGAGGUGCUGGCCAAGUCACCUGGCGGGACGCUACAGUCUGGCGGGGGCUUCUCCUUCUCCUCUAAGAAAGACCUGGACGACUUUGAGACCGUGUCCGACUUCGAGGUGUUGACGAAGUCUGCCCACUGCACCCUGGGCUCCAGCCUGGACAAGGAGAAGGACCAGUUCAACAACCACAAGGACUACAACCAGGAGAAACCCUCCACGUUAAAGCAGAGGUUUGUAGAUUACAGUUAG
Messenger RNA from Oncorhynchus tshawytscha (Chinook salmon), 1789 nucleotides. RefSeq names its product ryanodine receptor 2-like. The record is from RefSeq and is a predicted model, not a curated record. The transcript has 11 exons. Lineage: Eukaryota; Metazoa; Chordata; Actinopteri; Salmoniformes; Salmonidae. The annotation marks the transcript as partial. Gene Ontology annotation, molecular function: ryanodine-sensitive calcium-release channel activity; protein binding. Gene Ontology annotation, biological process: calcium ion transport. Gene Ontology annotation, cellular component: sarcolemma; smooth endoplasmic reticulum; calcium channel complex.